Molecule: messenger RNA, 516 nt
Organism: Acanthosepion pharaonis
Lineage: Eukaryota; Metazoa; Mollusca; Cephalopoda; Sepiida; Sepiidae
Source: the annotation of a GenBank genome assembly
AUGAUUUGCUUUCUUUAUUGCUAUCUUUCUUUCUAUUUCUCAAUCUCACUCUCUCUCUCUCUCUCUUUCUCUCUUUUUCUCUCUUUUUCUCUCUGUGUCUUUCUUGUCCUUCCUCUUUUCAUCACUUUUCUUAUUGUGAACUUCUCUGUGAAUAAUAAAGACCACGAAGAGAGUGUUCUCACCGUCUCUUUCUGGUCUUUAUUAAUUCAUUGUUUUUCCUCUUUCUUUGACAUUUUUAUCCUGUUUUUUUUUUCUCGCUUUCUCUUUCUUUCGCUCUUUCUCUCUUUAUUCGUCCUAUUUCUCGUUUACCUUCUUUUUAAUCAUUUUAUUCCACUUCUGUAUUUCUCUUUCUUUCCUCUCCUUCCGUCCCACUUUCCUAUUUAUUCUUUCUCUUUUCGCAGCGAUCCUCACUGCAACCAAAGACAAUAUUCUCCGCCAUUGGGCCUUUCUCUUUACUUCACACAUCAGCGUGCGCGCCAACUCAAAUAUCUGUUUCCUCUUACGUCUAUACAUUAA